Thecamonas trahens ATCC 50062 is the source of this 798-nucleotide messenger RNA. RefSeq lists its product as uncharacterized. The record is from RefSeq and is a predicted model, not a curated record. Bases 1 to 798 code for a protein of 265 amino acids. NCBI's taxonomy places the organism in Eukaryota, Apusomonadida, Apusomonadidae. The transcript is spliced from 2 exons.
AUGGCGCGGAUUGUGACCGUGCUGUGGCGAUCUGGCCACCGCGGACAGUCCGCCUCCACCGCGUUUGUCUCGCUCGCCUUUCUCGCCGCCUCCCCCAUCUUCGGCGCUCUGCUCUGGCUCUCGCACACCAUCAAUCCGGGCCGGUGCCUCCUCCCGGCCGAGCGCAAGAUCCUCUCCUCGGGCGUCUGGGCUGCACUAUCAGAAGCUGCACACGCACAGGCAGCAACCGAGCUCGCGGAAAACGGAACAGAAGCGACCGAGCUGACCGAAGGCAGGAAGAGGAGCAAGAAGAGCAAGAGCGGCGGGGCGCUGCGCGUAAGAGACUUUGAUCCACAGGUGGUGGUGGGCAUCCGCCGCGAGGCGUGGAUCCCUUGCGUGGUCCACGAGCUCGACGAUGUUGUGUGCGACGAGGAGGCGUUCGUACGCCUUCUCAACCGCAUGCGCAUUCACCAGGGCCAUUCACCGCUGUCGUGGAUGAUGUGCGUGUGGGACGCGUCGACCUACGGCUUUUCCCUUGCCCACCACAUCCACACCUCGUACCGCCGUCCAGGCACCACCACCGCUGCCUCGUCCGCCAGCCGCUCCGUCCGCCUCACCGCAGAGACUCUCCGCCAUGAGUUUGUCCACUCGCUCCAGUCGCUGGCCACAUCCCGCGGCGAGCUGGAGCCCUUUCUUGCUGCCUAUGUCGGCGAGAUCCUCUUCCUCGCCGCCACCGCCUGCUUGUUUGGCUCUGCCGUCGACCUCUACCACGGCCUCUCCUUUGAGAUCCAGGCCUACGCUCUGGAGGACCUCCCAUGA